Metarhizium album ARSEF 1941 is the source of this 6144-nucleotide messenger RNA. RefSeq lists its product as uncharacterized. NCBI's taxonomy places the organism in Eukaryota, Fungi, Ascomycota, Sordariomycetes, Hypocreales, Clavicipitaceae. Gene Ontology annotation, molecular function: helicase activity; transcription termination site sequence-specific DNA binding. Gene Ontology annotation, cellular component: nuclear body. The coding region runs from base 1 to 6144 and encodes 2047 amino acids. Gene Ontology annotation, biological process: termination of RNA polymerase II transcription. The transcript is spliced from 2 exons. The record is from RefSeq and is a predicted model, not a curated record.
AUGUCGGAUCUUAACGAGGAGCUGGCAAAGUGGUACGAGGAACUCCAGAAACUCCCCCAUGACUGCCAUCUACUCUGCCCGAAAAUCAACUCCGACGAUCGCGAGAACUACAAAACCUUUGACGACCCGGAAUCCCAGAUCACCGUGGAGAAUAAAAAGCAGCGUAUCCAAGAUGGCCGUCACCGCGUCGAAAUCACGUACUGGAACAGCUUGAUCUUUGGAUUUGAUAAAAGCGAGGCGGGCAAAUGGGCUGAGGAGUUCAAAGAUAGGCUUGAGGAUGGACUGAGGAGUUGCUCCGAAUGCGUCCUCAAUUGGCAUAUGCAACGCCAGCUCCAUCUCCAAAAGUUUUCCGAAAAAUGGAACGAACAAGUCAUCGAACACAUUGAACAGAUGUUGAAUCGAGUCGAUAUCGCCAGAAUUAGUUGCCAUCUUGAAUGGGCCAAAGAAUACAUCGCCAAAAUCGAAUCAAGGGGCGAUGUUUUCAAAAAAACGCAGUUAGGAGAGAAGCUACCCGAAGUACUCAUUGCAGUUUAUGAGACCCUCUGCUGCAUGCCGUUCAUGUCAAGCCCUGAACAACGCGCAGUUUUUCAGUACGUCUUCCUGCGGUUGCAAGGGAAGAGCUAUCUCAAGCUGGGGCGGAGCGAUCCACUCCCUGGCAUGACAUACUUCUUAUUUGAUCAAAAGAAUGAGUCCCGUCGAGAUUGGGCAAAAGAGAACUGGAAAUCCAUCGACUCGAAAGCAAUGACGGAGGCCCAGUUUGACUGGGCCGUGAGCAAUGGGUUGACCAGUGCGAUAGAUGACAUUGCCAGGAUCCAAGUUACCCCUCAGCUCUCGAGUGAAGAACGCCUGGCUAUUGAGCGUUUCUGGGAAGGAUUCGAAAUCGUUUUGACUAAGCUGCCGGAAAACCUGAUUCACAGCCGUCUCCGAAGUCUGGAAUUGCGCCAGGGCUCAAGCAUUUACGACUUGCUAUUUCGUCAUAUCCAGACCUGCACCUCGGAAGGCAUGCUAGUUGUGACGAUUCGAGUACUAACAAUCUUCUUAAAAGACUAUCCCAAAGCCUUUUGGGAUGUAAUCGGUGAUGCCAGGCCAAACGUAAUUGCCGACCUGCUCUUUGCUAGUCCCGUUUACAAAACUCUGCUUCGCCAAUCUCUCGACGACUGCUGGACUGGCUUCAGCAUGGAUUCAGAUGUUGUACCUUUUCCUACAUCCUGGAUUCAACCUUGGCUCAUGUCUUUGAGUCGUGACCGUAGAUAUGAUGCUUGCGAGGUUCUAAUGCACACUCUAUUUGCGACUUUGGCAAAGGAUCCAUUCAUCGGAGAACCGGGUCAAGCAGCAUGUAUACGUGCUGGCUUUGAUGCCAUCAAUUUUACCCUAAAGUCCUUCCUAGAUCCCAGUACACAGACUGCAUCUGGCACAACUCAUCUAUACGCGGGUUGCGCCUUCGAUCUCGUCGUAAAGAACAAGGACCUCAUACUGGGGAGCCUGCGGCCACCACCAGAUUCACAAGAGGGUUGGACGACUUUCAGGGUCUCCGACGCCGCCAUGUCAGUCUUAAACGCCGCUAUGAAAUUGGACAUGAAGAUGUUCUUGGAGGAGUUCCAGGCUAUUCACAACAGAAAGCAGCUCCAAUCAACAAUUGUCCGAGAUUCAAAGGCUUUCUGGGAAGGCGUUGUGGAAAUAUUCGACUCCUCCGGAGAUCAAGUGGCCUUGGCAAAGUCUGUCUUGGUGUCCCUUGGUCCUCUCAUCUCAGUCGAACAGAUACGACCACGCAAAACCAUCAACAAACUAGAUGAGUCUGGCCAACGAUUCAACACAUCACUCAGUAGCAUUGCCGACGUGCUAGCGAGGAUUCUGGGUCGAAUAUCCGAGGUGGAUGCCACCGAUUUGAAUCUUCUUUUUGCAGACCGGUUGCCAUUCCAGGUUAUUGUAGGGCUGUCCGUCCACGACGAUUCUAACUUGGCCGAAGGCUCAGCCGAAAUUCUCAAGAGCUGGACCGGUGAGUUAUCACGAAGUGGCGCCAUAGAGCACAUGUCUCAGCUCCAUCCGGAACAAACUCUAUCAUCCAUCGUUUGGACGCUGGAGAGAAUCCUCAAACCGCCAUUUCCUUGGGGCCCUAUCCGCCCUCUGCUCAAUAUGAGCAGGGAUGUUCUCAGAGGAUUGUCCGACCCGACUUCGGGUGUCCUCAGAACAAAGACUCUCAAUUCAAAGUCUGUCGCUAUAGUGCUGCGCUGGUGGAACGAGCAGUGGCGAUUUGUUUCAAAGUCUUGUCUCAACAUAGAAUCCUGGUCACAUUUAGUUCCAAAUGCGAUUAUGACCGAGUUCUGUCGGGAAAUCAUGGAACUAGCCGAAGCUCUUAUCGCGGAAGACGGUCUUCUCACUUCUGCUACUACUUUAGGCAAGACUGAACAAGAAGUGAUGCCAAUCAUUCUUGGGCCGGCGAAGGAGAACUUUCGGGGAAUGGAGAACAUGAUUCGCCUGAAAGAUAGGUGGUUGGUUGACGUUACGGUUCGGGUCCUCUGCAAGAUUUUGACCAGACUUCGGGAAAAUGAAUUGGAAAUCAAUGCCGGGUCGCGAAUGCUCAUAACAGACGCUUGCGUUCCCACCGGAACUAACGGGAAAUAUCUCCGAACAACGAACUUAACAGACCAACAACGAGCCGAAUUGCUUCAGGCCCUCGGUCAUGAUGAAGAAGUUCAAAUAAUCCAAAUUGGAACAGCAACGAGUGUUUCGGAUCGGACAGCUUCUGUACGCAUGGAGAAGUCCAAGAAGCAAAGCAAACUGGAUGCUUGGUCCAAGUCUGCGCCGCCUGGAAUUCCUUCUGAUAAGACCGGGAGGUCCAAUAGAGAUGACGUUCUGGAAAUUAGUAAAUCUGCGGAUAGUCCGAUUCUCAAGCAGCUUGCGGCGCAGCAGGCAAGGGCUAAGGCCAAAGGCCCUGACAUGAAGGCCAUUUCGGCAUUGAAGGAAAGCAGACAGAGAGAAAAGGCCGAGAAAGCCAAGAGAGAUGCUGAAGCUAUCGCGAGAGCCAAGAAGAUUCGGGGAGAAACCGUCUCAGGGGAAGGAUCUGGAACCCAGAGUCUUGAAGUGCCAGGCAAAGGCAACGCGAGGAGUGAAAUCAUGGUCAACAGCUCCGAUGAGGAAUCAGACGAUGACGGCGCGGAUUCUGACUCAGACGAGCAACUUGCAACGUUGAGCACUGGUGGUCAGAAAGGUCUUGACGAACAUGAAAAACGUCGGCAGCAGGCCCUCCGAGACCGACUCCGCAGGCCGGUCAAGAAAAUCCGUCAGCAGCGUUCAGUGAAGGAAAUGAGAGCUCGCUUGAUACCUCCUAUGGAUAGACUUCACAACACUAUUUUAGCAUGGGACAUUUUUCACCAAGGCAGCGACCCUCCUAAUGGUCCAGCUGCUUCCGAAGUUGCUACCAAGUAUCCCGAUCCGCGGUCGUAUCAGGCAACGUUCUUUCCUUUGCUUGCUUCCGAAGCCUGGCGUUCUUUUGUGACUGCAAAGGAUGAGAUAACGGCUCAGUCUUUCGGCAUGAAACUCGCAAGCAGAGCAAACGUUGACAGCUAUUUGGAGGUUGCCUUUACUUUACCUGUUGUUCAAAAUCGUGAAAGAGGGGUCUCUGAAGGAGAUAUACUCUUGGUCUCCGAGGCGGAGAGCCCUCUCCAAAGUCCUACCUCAAAACACUGUCUAGCUAGGGUUCACCGAAUUACGUACAAGAAGGAUCUUGUCGAAAUCACAUACCGUGUCGCAUCACGUAACAACCAGCUGUCGACCGUAUUAAUGCCCGGUGCCACUGUGCACGGCGUCAAGAUAACGAAUAUGACUACCAUCGAACGAGAAUACGCCGCGCUGGAAAGCCUACAGUACUACGAUCUCAUGGACGAAAUCUUGAAAGCUGAACCGUCACCAAUUCUUCGAUAUGGGGAGGAAAAGAUCUCCAACGCCAUGCAAAAUUGGACCCUAAACCAUGGUCAGGCAGUGGCGGUCCUCGGGGCUCAAGACAACGAUGGCUUUACCCUUAUUCAAGGACCGCCUGGAACCGGCAAGACCAAGACCAUCACCGCAAUGGUUGGAUCAUUGCUCUCAGAACAGCUUUCCCAAGUCUCGAACGGCGUUCCUGUGGGUGCGCCAUUUCGCCCCUUGGCUGGUGUGGUAGCUGCUGCUCAAGGCCGGCCCAAAAAGCUUCUUGUCUGCGCCCCCAGUAACGCGGCCGUUGAUGAAUUAGUUCUCCGUUUAAAGAGUGGCGUCAAGACUAGCAGCGGAAAAACGAAGCCUAUCAAUGUGCUUCGUCUCGGCAGGACCGAUGCUAUCAACGUUGCCGUCAAGGAUGUCACGCUUGACGAGCUUGUCCGAACUCGACUGGAAGGCGACAACACCAAAGACAAAGCCAAAGCUGAAAGAGACAAACUUCACGAAGACGCGGCAAAAAUCAAGGAAGAGCUUGCGGAAAUUAGACAGCUCCUUGAUGAGGCCCGUGCACAAGACAAUCGCAGCACACAAAACAUUCUUUCCCGCAAAUUUGACGAACUCAAGCGGCAACAAAUGAACAUUGGUAAACAGAUUGACGCGAACAAGGAUAGCGGCAAUUCCCUCGCUCGAGAGAUGGAGAUGCGUCGCAGACAAGUGCAGCAGGAAAUCCUCAACUCUGCUCAUGUGCUUUGUGCAACACUCAGCGGCAGUGGGCAUGAAAUGUUCCGCAACUUGGAUGUCGAGUUUGAAACCGUCAUCAUCGAUGAAGCUGCUCAGUGUGUUGAACUUAGCGCCUUGAUUCCACUCAAGUAUGGGUGCUGCAAAUGUAUACUUGUAGGAGACCCGAAGCAGCUUCCCCCAACUGUCUUGUCUCAGUCCGCAGCACGUUUUGGCUACGACCAGAGCUUGUUCGUUCGAAUGCAGCAGAACCAUCCGAAGUCAGUCCAUCUACUCGAUAUGCAAUAUCGAAUGCACCCGAAGAUUAGCAUGUUUCCCAGCAAGGAAUUCUACGAAGGACAGCUCCAAGAUGGGCAAGAUAUGCUGCAGCUUCGGCAGCAGCCUUGGCACCAGAGUGCUCUCCUUGGCCCUUAUCGGUUCUUCGAUGUGGAGGGUGUCCAAGAGAAAGGAAGAAAGGGUCAAUCACUGGUCAACACCAGAGAACUGGAGGUUGCCAUGGAGAUGUAUGACCGUUUCAGCAAGGAGUACAAGCAGUGUGAUCUUACAGGCAAGAUUGGCAUCAUCACCCCCUACAAAGCUCAACUGUUUGAGCUGAGGAGUCGCUUCACAAGCCGAUAUGGAGAGAAUAUCACCGAUAUUAUUGAGUUCAACACUACAGACGCCUUUCAGGGUCGAGAAUGUGAAAUUAUCAUAUUCUCCUGCGUACGAGCCAGCUCUACAGGCGGCAUUGGUUUUAUGACGGACAUUCGCCGUAUGAAUGUUGGGUUGACUCGUGCCAAAUCAUCAUUGUGGAUCCUGGGAGACUCCCGAGCACUGGUACAGGGUGAGUUCUGGAAGAAACUGAUCGAAGAUGCCAAGGCCAGAGACCGAUACACAAAGGGCGAUAUACUGCGCAUGUUCAGACGGCCUUUGAAAAGAGCCAGUCCGCCCGCCUACCAAGCGUCUCAAAUGGGGUCUCCCAAAGAUAUCGAGAUGCUCGACGCCCCGGCAGCAAAUGUCAUAGCGGACGGUGUAGAAAAUAUCAAAUCAACAUCCUCUGCUGGCUCCCCGGCCCCGAGCAAUGGAAGCCCAUCUUGGAAGACCUCUGACAGCAGUAUACCCAAAGUUGUUCCACGCGGAGCGGGUCUACCUGUAAUACACACGUCAGAGAACCAAGCCUCUGAGCAAAAGAAGCGACCGCUGGACGGGUCAGACUCUGGACAGCACGCAGCAAAGAGAGUAGUAGGUGGCCCAUCCGUGGCGGCACAAGGCACUAGCAACCAAGCACGGAUUUCUAAUGAGACAACAGAUUGCGAGCACGCAGCGAGGUGGCCUGAUGGGCAAAUUCGGACAAAACCAUAUCAAACAGACGAAGCCGCCUCCGGCACCCAAAGACCCUUCGGCAAUGUCAGUCCUCGGGAUGGUACCUCCGGAACGACCCCCUCCUUCGGUGACGAACUCGACGACUCCUCCGAUUCAGGCGUCGAAUGGGUCGAUGUCGAAAUCGGGUCAACCUAG